AAAAUGUUUCAGCAGCGUCGCCCAUUAUCUGGAUGAGCUGGCAUCGGAAUCAAGUCAAAACACUGAGUGCUUCUAUAAAUACAGCAAACGGGAUCACCAUCAAAGCUUUGCAGAAUGGCUUCACAAGAAAAACGCUUCACAUUAUACGCCAAUUGCGCCAUCCUACCAUCAAGCACUACUCAAUUUACAGCCUGAAACACCGUUGCGUGAGCGAGCAUUGUGCUACUUUGAAUACUACCUCAACUAUAAUCCACUGGUAAGUUUGUUUUGUGUUACCGAAAUAUGCUCCGACACUCGAGUACCAGCGGCACUCACCGAAGUGCGCUGCAUGUGUGCCCAUCCAUCACCACUGAUUACCGGUAAACGAAUCUUCGAAUGUGAACCACUGCGUUAUCA
Molecule: messenger RNA, 396 nt
Organism: Gongylonema pulchrum
Lineage: Eukaryota; Metazoa; Nematoda; Chromadorea; Rhabditida; Gongylonematidae
Source: the annotation of a GenBank genome assembly